Messenger RNA from Peniophora sp. CBMAI 1063, 1155 nucleotides. The record is from the annotation of a GenBank genome assembly. NCBI's taxonomy places the organism in Eukaryota, Fungi, Basidiomycota, Agaricomycetes, Russulales, Peniophoraceae.
AUGAGCAGCGUCUUCAGCCGUUUCCGCGAAGGACAGCAGGCUGCUCAGCGGCAAGCCGUGACGCCGGAGCCGAACACUUCUCACUCCGGGUCGCCGGCCGGAUCGCCAGCGCAACGCCCGGCCACGCCUUCCAACUUGAACACGACCACCAUCGUCCCAUUCAACUCCCCUCCUCGUCCCGCCCUUCAUCGCCGCCCCUUCAGCGACCUCGAUGACCAUUCUUAUACGCCACGCUCGACCAAGGUUGCCCGUUCAGCUGCGGUAGUGAUUUGUGCUCGCCAUGAGUUGCCACGCGAUGCGCUGAGUGACUUUGUCGAGCUCGGUUCUGACGCCAAGUUCCUCGACCUCAAGGCACAUCUCCUCAAGAGCGACCAAGAGCGCCAGAAGCUGAGCAACAUACUGCAGCUUCGCAACUCCGCCACGAAGAAAAUGCUCGAAGGGCGUGCUAUGAUCAUCCUUAUGUCGCCAAACCUGACGGCUCUGGUCACAGACCUGUACGAACAUGUCUGCAACUACGCGAAGGUGCAUCCCGACGCCUUCAAUGUUCCCGAAUCGCUCGUCAAGGACCAUGAGCUCUUCGGCGAGCUUUGCCAUAUGCUGUCGAACGCUUUAGGUUCGCAACGCAGUCGCAUGAAACAGCGGUUCGAUGACUACGAGUCGGUGCCGCGUAGCAGUGGUUCCCAGGCCGCCAAACACUCCAUCGACAAGUUGGCUACCAGUCUCGCGCCGAAGAUCGCUCACGUCGGUGAAGUACAUCUAGGCCGCCUUGCUUUCCUGAGGGCUGCCUAUUUGGACUUCAAGAUGCGUCCCGCUGACAUGCGGCGUCCUUCCGCGGGUGCUAGCGAGCAAGAGGAUUCCGCCGAGCCUAUCACCACAGGCGAUGAUGCUGAAGACACGACAGCCGAAGGCAGUUCCUCGUCGCGGCGCUUCCGCGACACGGAAUUCUUCAACUAUGUUGAUUGGCAACUUCAAGAGCUUCGCGAGCACCUUGUUGCGAAUGUACCCUUCCAGGACCGUGCGAAGACUCUGCGCGCGUUCUACGAAGAUGCACUCGACAAGGACCGUGAAAAGUAUCGCGGCGAGAAGACCAACCCCUCGCAGCUGGGUCACCCCCCGCGCUGGCAAGAAGAUCUCGAGAUGGCCCUCGUCUGGUAG